UUCUUGAUAAGAUCUCGGAUAAUACUUAACCGAAUCAUACCAUCAAUCAUUACUGGUCAUGACUCCAUCCAUGUGCAAUUCCUGGAUCGUAUCCACAUGGAUGUCCAUAUUUCUGUUGGGAUCAACAAUAGGGAGUACAAAUCAUAGAGACGACCAGAUAGUGAAUUGAGGAUGUAUCCUCUGCACAACAGGCUACCAUCAUUCCUUUUCUUGCGUUUUGCCGUCAAUUCUUCAGAAUCAGUGUCUUGUGGUUCAGGAUGCGGCUCCAAAUCGGAAUCUAGUAUAUACAUGAUCUUCAAAUCAGUAAAAAAAAAAUCAUCUUCAUCUUGCCUA
Messenger RNA from Linum tenue, 333 nucleotides. NCBI's taxonomy places the organism in Eukaryota, Viridiplantae, Streptophyta, Magnoliopsida, Malpighiales, Linaceae. The record is from the annotation of a GenBank genome assembly.